ACUCUUCUUCCCCCAACUAAAAUCUUACAUACAAUGAAGGCAUGACUGAACUUAAGCCAAAAGCCCAUCUAGUUUCUAAUGAUUCCAACUCCAUAAUGGGGAAGUUUGAUUUUGUGCUCUUUAGAAUUAAAGAGAAAAGCGCAUGAAUGAAGGAGUCAUAAACAAGAAAAGGAUAGCUCAGUUUUGGGAAAAAGAAGAUUCCUUUACUGUGUUUGUAUUUGUAUGUAGUUUGUAGUAUUUGUAAAGUACGAAAUUAAAUACAUAGGAGAUUUUUCCGUAUCCGCUCCUUCGUUAAAAAACCGAAAUAGUAAUGAUUCCAACUCCAUAAUGGGGAAGUUUGAUUUUGUGCUCUUUAGAAUUUAAGGAGAAAAGUACAUGAAGGAGCCAUAAACAAGAAAAGGAUAGCUCAGUCUGGGAAAAAGAAGAUUCCUUUACUGUGCCUGUAUUUGUAGUAUUAGAUAAAGGCAACUUCUAAUACAAAAGACUUCAACUAUUUUGCAAAAAAAAAAGGUUGUUGAUCUUCAAAUCAUAUUACUUUCUCAUCAUGGCUGAAAUUCUUUACGGGCUUGCUGCUGAGAUCUUGAAAAACUUGGGUUCUCUUGCAGUUCAAGAAGUAGGAUCAAUUUGGGGACAAAGCGAUGAGCUUAGCAAGCUUUCUGGUACAGUUUCUUCAAUCCAAGCUGUACUAAUUGACGCGGAGGAGCAGCAGCAGAGUAGCCACGAGGUGAGGGAUUGGAUAAGGAAACUUAAAAGAGUUUUCUUUGAGGCUGAUGAUCUCUUGGAUGACUUUGCCACUGAAGUGACACAUCGAAAAUUGGUGAGUAAUGUAAGCAUCUUCUUCUCAAAGUCAAAUCCUGUGCUUUAUAAUCUUAAGAUAAGUAAGCGUCUCAAGGCCAUUCGAGAAAAUCUAGAUGUAAUUGCAAAAAAUAAGGCCUACUUAAACCUUGUUGAAAGGAGGCAACCUUUGCUUCUUGAGUCUAAUUUGGAUAGAGAGACUUAUUCAUUUGUGCCUGAUGGAGAAGUCAUUGGAAGGAAUGAUGAUAGAACGAAAAUUCUAGAUUUUCUUAUGGAUUCUGAGGUAAAUGAGAAUGUUGCAGUUAUAUCGAUUGUUGGCCUUGGUGGACUAGGAAAGACCACUCUCGCGCAAUUGGUGUAUAAUAGUGAAAUGGUUCAGGUAAAAUUUGAGAAAAGAUUGUGGGUUUGUGUUUCAGACGUUUUUGAAGUGAAAGUGAUUGCAGAAAAAAUCAUCGAAUCUGCAGGAGGGGGGAAGGCUAAUUGCCUUCAACUAGAUGCAGUGCAAAAACAACUUCGAGAAAUGCUUGAUGGGAAGAAAUAUCUACUGGUGCUCGAUGAUGUGUGGAACGAAGAUGCCUUGAAAUGGUCGACAUUGAAAAAUAUGUUGAUUGGUGGAGCUAAGGGAAGUAAGAUUUUAGUAACUACUCGUUCAGAUGUAGUUGCUGAAGUUUCAGGAAGUAUUCACCAACAUAAAUUAGGGGACCUUUCAGAAGAAGAGGCAUGGGCAUUGUUUGAAAAAAUGGCAUUUGAGUGUAACAAAGAGAGUGAAAAUUCGAGUUUGGUGGAAAUAGGAAAGAAAAUUGUGAAGAGGUGUGGAGGAGUUCCUCUUGUAAUAAGGUCAGUAGGAAGCCUACUACGCCUAAAAAGAACUGAGGAUGAAUGGAUAUAUUUCAUGAAUCAAGAUUUGUCAAGUAUCACACGAGGAGGCGACAGUGUCAUGGCCAUUUUGAGAUUGAGCUACAAUCACCUUCCUCACCAUCUAAAGAUAUGCUUCGCAUAUUGUUCCCUCUUUCCAAAGGAUUCCCUAAUUGAUAGAGUUGAUUUGAUUGAUAUGUGGAUCGCUCAAGGCUUUAUACAAUCAACUACUAGCAACAGAGACAAUGUGGAGGACAUUGCAAAUUCAUAUUUCAUUGAUUUGUUAAGAAGGUCAUUCUUUCAAGAAACUGAAGAAGACAAAUCAUUUCCGCAGUUUUACGAAAUGCACGAUCUUAUUCAUGAUCUUGCUAAAGAAGUUGCAGAUGGGGAGGUUUUCAGUAUCACUGAAACAGAAGAUGCAGAGAUUGUCCUCCCUGAACAAACUCUCUAUGCAUCUUGUUUAUUCCAGAUUAAUGGUUCAAUGGCAUUUCCCAAACCCUCCUAUGCGAAGCAUAUGAAAUUGCGGACAUUUAUUUACCUAAAUGGGUCUGAAUACGUUUUCAUAAGCAAUUCAACGUUAGAGAGAAUGCUUGCAAGUUUUGAAUGUUUACGCGUUCUGGAUCUACGUCACGUGCAGAUAAAAUUUCUGCUUCAAUCUUUAGGUGGACUGAAGCAUCUAAGAUAUCUUGCUAUUUCCUGUAUAAGCAUUGUUACUUUACCAAAUUCCAUCACAAAAUUGCAUAAUCUACAAGUUUUAAAGUUGGUUAAUUGCAUUAAUCUCAAAAAAUUGCCAAGAGAUAUUUGGAGAUUGGUGAGCCUUCGACGUUUGGUAUGUACGCAGUGCUAUGCAUUAACCCAUAUUCCACCAGGACUGUGGCAGUUGUCAAGUGUCACGCAUUUGGAUUUUGAUGAUUGCUAUUCAUUGGAAGAUAUGCCACCUGGAAUUGGCCAAUUGACAUCUCUACGGACAUUGACAAGUUUUGUUGUAGGCAAAGAAAGUUGUAUAUCUGGUUUGGCAAGUGACAAGUUGAAUGAAUUAAAGGGCCUUGCUGAUCUCAGAAAUAGAUUACACAUUAAGUUCAUGGGACGAGCCAGUGUAAUUGGAGAAAGAAUACCUACCGAUGUAGUGAAAAGAAUGAAACAUCUUCAGGAGCUGUCCGUAGAGUUCGAAUAUGGAAAUCAAGAGGAUGAUACUGGAGCUGAUCUGAUAAUGUUGGAGGCCCUGCAGCCGCACCAAAACAUUGAAAGCUUGAAAAUACAAUAUUAUAGUGGAUCAAGGUUCCCAAGUUGGUUGAUGGUUGAUAAUCUUGGCUUUUUGCUACCCAAGCUUGUUUAUCUAAAUAUCACGAGUUGUUGUAAAUGCCAAAAGCUCCCACCAUUAUGGCGAUUGCCUUCUCUCGAAAAUCUUGUACUAUGGAAUCUUGAAGGUGAUGAUAAAUUCAUGCUACCAUCAAAUUCUCCUACAUAUGAGUGUUACUUCCCUUCCUUAAAGUAUCUUUAUUUGGGGGAAAUAAGUGAGAAGAUAUUGAACCAGAUUCUUUGCCCACCUCCUGAUUCUAUCGAGGGCCUAGAAACUAUGCCAGAGGAUUCGUUCAAGAGUCUCACUUCGCUCCAAUCCUUGUCUAUUACUCACUGCAGAAAUCUGGUCUCUCUAUCCACAUGUCUCACUCAUCUCACUUCCCUUGAGUUUUUAUAUAUAGCGUGUUGCCCUCUACUUUAUUUGUCGAACGAAGAAGCAAUGCAACUUGAAGUCCCGGGGAAUUUAUCAACUUUCAAUGUUAGCAAUCUUGACAAGCUAAUGUCGCUACCAGUUUGGCUCCAACAUUUCUCGGGUACUUUGAAGUCUAUACAGAUUCAGGGAUGUCAUAACUUCACAACAAUACCAGAAUGGAUAGGCGACCUCAUUGCCCUUAAUCAAUUGGAGAUUUAUGGUUCACCUAUGUUGACAUCCUUUCCAGAAGGCAUGCGAUCUCUCACAGCAUUGCAAAUGCUAAUUGUUCAUGGAUCUUCAUCAAGCCUGAAGCAAAGAUGCGACAAGGAAGUAGGAGAGGACUGGCCUAAGAUUGCUCACAUUCCAAGAGUUGACAUACUAUAAGAGUCUUGGCAACUGGCUGCAUGUUGAGGCUUGAAGCAAUGUUUGGAUAGAAGGAUGAGUUUGCGCAACAAGGCGGGUGAAGGUCAAGGUGCUGAACACCAUUUUCUCAAAACCCGGAAAAUGAAUUGGUUUGUGAAAAGUGAAAAUCAUGAGAUUAAGGAAGGAACUUGGCGUUUCCACUCUGUUCUUGGGAGUUGCCACUUCUGCAGAACUGCUCUGAGGCUUCAAUAUCCAUGAUUCUUGAUUUUGUGUGUUAGCCAUUGAAGGAAAGUGGACACUGCUUUAUUUGCUGUAUUCUUUGAUUUCUCUGUUUGUUUUUACUUCCAAAUUGAGUUGAGAUAGCUUUGCAACUUCUCAAUUAGUUCCCACCUUGAUGUUUAUAGGGGAUAAUGUAUAUGUUUAAUUUGGUUUCUGAAUA
Molecule: messenger RNA, 4163 nt
Organism: Nicotiana tabacum (common tobacco)
Lineage: Eukaryota; Viridiplantae; Streptophyta; Magnoliopsida; Solanales; Solanaceae
Product: putative disease resistance protein RGA3
Molecular function (GO): ADP binding
Source: RefSeq, a predicted model, not a curated record